GCAGCCAAGGUGACAUCCACAUGAUGUCGGGGGUUUUUUUUUCUCUCUCUUUUUUCCUCUUUUUCUUUUUUCCUUUUCUUUUUGAACUGGUAGGGGCUUCUACGGAGCCAGAGAUGGCGCCGGUUAGGGGAGAUAGAGAAGCGUAUGAGACGAAAGAGAAACGUGAACAGCCGAGUCCCAGUCUCCGUAGAGGAGUGGUUUAACUAGGAGGAGCGUUGCUAUGCAUGUCGCAUGCCAUGGGGGACGGCCAAAGGCGUCUGGACAGGGCGGGACGGAUAGGUCGGAGGAAGAAAAGAAUGAAGCUCACUGGCCCCGGAGCUGCGUGCCCCCUGUCCAGAGCUGAACCGUCCCCUGCGUUGACGAAUUCGUU
This is a messenger RNA of Sodiomyces alkalinus F11, 370 nucleotides long. RefSeq lists its product as hypothetical. The record is from RefSeq and is a predicted model, not a curated record. Bases 21 to 203 code for a protein of 60 amino acids. The transcript is spliced from 2 exons. Lineage: Eukaryota; Fungi; Ascomycota; Sordariomycetes; Glomerellales; Plectosphaerellaceae.